Messenger RNA from Entelurus aequoreus (snake pipefish), 4206 nucleotides. Its product is annotated as dipeptidyl aminopeptidase-like protein 6. Bases 89 to 1741 code for a protein of 550 amino acids. The record is from RefSeq and is a predicted model, not a curated record. Gene Ontology annotation, molecular function: dipeptidyl-peptidase activity; serine-type peptidase activity. The transcript has 18 exons. Gene Ontology annotation, biological process: proteolysis. Lineage: Eukaryota; Metazoa; Chordata; Actinopteri; Syngnathiformes; Syngnathidae.
GAUUUUCCGCUCCCACGUCGCCCACUGGUGGUCUCCGGAUGGCGCGAGGUUAGCGUACGCUACCAUCAACGACAGCCUGGUGCCCAAGAUGGAGCUGCCCAUGUUUACUGGCAUGCCGUACCCCACGGGGAAGGAGUACCACUACCCCAAGGCUGGAGAGGAGAACCCGGUUAUCACUUUGUAUGUGGUCAACCUGAAUGGUCCUCUUCACACCAUCGAGAUGAGGAGACCUGAUGACCCAAGAUUAAGAGAGUUCUACGUGACCAUGGUGAAAUGGGCCACCACCACCAAACUGGCUGUCAACUGGCUGAACCGAGCGCAGAACAUCUCCAUGCUGACGCUGUGUGAGGCCACCACGGGCGUCUGCACCAAGAAACACGAGGAUGAAAGCGAGGGGUGGCUCCACAGACAGAACGAGAAGCCGCUGUUUUCCAAAGACGGUCUGAAGCUGUUCUUCACGCGGGCCAUCCCACAAGGAGGCCGCGGAAAGUUCUUCCAUAUCUCCAUGUCCAUCUCGCAGCCCAACACCAGUAUGGACACGCUGCAGUCCAUCACGUCCGGAGACUGGGACAUCACAGAAGUCCUGGCCUACGACGAGGAGAGCCAGCUCAUAUACUUCCUCAGCACAGAAGCCGGCCCUAAGCAAAGACAUCUGUACAGCGCCGACACUUUUGGCUCGUUCAACCGCCGCUGCUUGACGUGCGACCUGUCCGACAGCUGCGGCUACAUCGGCGGCUCCUUCUGCCACAACAUGGGCUACUUCCUGCUACACUGCCAAGGCCCAGACGUCCCAUUCCUGUCCAUUUUCCAGACGCAAAGAGACGAUGACGCUGUGGAGAGCCAAAACACAGAGCGUCUGAUUGAAGUCCACAAACUGGAGACCAAUGAAAUGCUGAAGCUGACGCUGGAUAACAUGCAGAUGCCCAUAGUGGAAUACCAUCAGAUCGACAAAGACGACUACACUUUGUCAAUGCAGAUCCUCAAACCUGCAGGCUUUGUGGAAACCUCCCACUACCCUCUGCUGCUGCUCAUCGACGGCACACCUGGUGGCCAGAGCGUGUCGGAGCGCUUCCACAUGGACUGGGCCACGGUGCUGGUGAGCAGCUUCGGCGCCAUUGUGGCACGUUGUGAUGGGCGCGGCAGCGGCUUCCAGGGCACCAACUUGCUGCACCGCAUCCAGAAGAAGGUGGGCGUGCUGGAGGAGCAGGACCAGAGGGACGCCAUAAACAGUGACAUUCUGAAUAAGCCCUACAUUGACAAGACCAGGGUGGGAGCAUUUGGAAAGGAGUAUGGAGGCUACAUCACAAGCUUGUUGCUCAGCGACGACCUUUCUCCUGCCAGAUGCGGUGCCGUCCUCUCGCCAAUCACCGACUUUGAACUGCACGCAUCAGCUUUUUCGGAGCGAUAUCUUGGAAUGCCAAAGCCCGACCCGAGGGCAUACACGAUGGCCAAUUUAGCGCACCGGGCGGCUCAGUUCCUCGACAAGAAAUUUCUCAUCAUCCAUCCGACAGCAGACGAAAAAGUCCAUUUCCAGCAUACGGCAAAACUGAUUGCUCAGCUAAUCCAUGAAAAGGCCAACUACACUUUACAGAUCUACCCAGACGAAGGCCACUUCAUCCACAACGAGGGCACCCGGCAGCACCUCAGUCAGUCGCUGGUCAACUUCUUCGAGGAGUGCUUCAGGCUACCAGAGAGACUCUUUGAAGAGGAGCUAGAUGAAGAGAACGAAGACGAAGGUUAGCUCGACUGACCACCCCCGUCCUCUAAAAUACACGCCUCGGCCAGAUUAGUCAACAUGUCCAAGCACAAGAAUGGUGUCCUCAAUAUUAUGCAACUACAGCAUGCUGGACUUAAGACUGCCUCUGGAGCAGCCGAGGAUCUCCUCCCAUCGCUCACCUUGGUUCUAUUCUUCUUCAUCAUCGUCUGUCUUUGGACCUCCAAUCCAAAAAAUCUCCACGGAGUGAGAGUGACACUUUGGAAUAUACUGAUCCGUUAAUGUGCGACAUGAUGGACGAGCCCCUGAGCAGCGGUGGAAACAGCAGGACUUGCGCUGUGUAAGGGAAAGAACACUUUUAAAAACUUGUAUAAUGAAAAAAAUCUGUUGGUAGCAUUCAUCAAACGGUGUCUGGAACUCUGCGGGUCCAGGAAGCGUUGCUGUUUUCUAACGUUGUGAUGAAGUUUCCAUGUUGGACCGUGCUUUUUGUCGAUUGUUCUCAGUGUAUGUAAAGUAGCACACUAGCAUCCACGCAGCUAUUCAAGCAUUUUUUUAAAUUUCUUUUUACAUUUCCACCAUGUAGUCAUCUAUAACUGGAUAAAAAUUCCUUUACUUGUUUCACCUGACUGCCUUACUUUGUCCCCCAAAAAUGUAAACAAUCCAAAAAAACAAAAACUGGUUAGCCUAGCUACCAUGUUAGCUUGACCUGUAAGCUCUUCUAAAGCUAACAUGAACAUUAGGGGGUGUGGGAAAAAAUCAAUUCGAAUUCGAAUCGCGAUUCUCACGUUGUGCGAUUCAGAAUCGAUUCUCAUUUUUAAAAAAUCAAUUUUUUUUAUUUAUUAUUAUUUUUAUUUUUUUUAAAUUUAAUUUAAUUUUUUAAAAUUAAUCAAUCCAACAAAACAAUACACAGCAAUACCAUAAUAAUGCAAUCCAAUUCCAAAACCAAACCCGACCCAGCAACACUCAGAACUGCAAUAAACAGAGCAAUUGAGAGGAGACACAAACACGACACAGAACAAACCAAAAGUAGUGAAAGAAAAAUGGAUAUUAUCAACAACAGUAUCAAAAAUAGUUACAAUUUUAACAUAGCAGGGAUUAAAAAUCCCUCAUUGACAUUAUCAUUAGACAUUUACAAAAAUAAAAAUAAAUGAACAAUAGUGUCACAGUGGCUUACACUUGCAUCGCAUCUCAUAAGCUUGACAACACACUGUGUCCAAUAUUUUUACAAAGAUAAAAUAAGUCAUAUUUUUGGUUUAUUUAAUAGUUAAAACAAAUUUACAUUAUUGCAAUCAGUUGAUAAAACAUUGUCCUUUACAAUUAUAAAAGCUUUUUACAAAAAUCUACUACUCUGCUUGCAUGUCAGCAGACUGGGGUAGAUCCUGCUGAAAUCCUAUGUAUUGAAUGAAUAGAGAAUCCUUUUGAAUCGGGAAAAAAAUUGUUUUUGAAUUGAAAAAAAAAUCUAUUUUGAAUCGAAUCGUGACCCCAAGAAUCGAUAUCGAAUCGAAUCGUGGGACACCCAAAGAUCCAUAGCCCUAAUGAACAUGUAGAAAUUGCUGCAUAAACAUGUAACAUGUUCUAGAAGUGUGUACAGUUGAAGGUAAAUUGACUUACCUGAGGAUGAACGCGGCGAGAAACAAGUUUCACUUUCUUCAAAUUAAGCUAAUGCUAACCUGGAGACGAGCGAGCACAUUAGCAGCGACUGUAUAACCAGACGACUUUUAAAAUGUAGUAACUAUUGUUUGUGCUGUAUAAUAUUCCGAGAAACAUUAUUUUAAAACUUUAUUUGAAUGUUGUACAAGAUAUUUUAUAAACCUACACUAUUAAUGACCUACAGGCCAUUUGGUUAUACGACAUUACUUAGCACAAUGCUAUAAUGUACAGAAUCUGCAUGGUUGGUUGAUUGAAAAACAGCAACAUUUAUAUUUGCAGCAAAUACACCACUGCUUAGAAUAUUAAUACAAGCUAAUCCUGAAUUACUGCCAUUGGUCAUUGGUGUUGAGGAAUAAUUGCCUUUGUCAUACAAAAUUAGCAAUUGUUGACGCACAAGUGUCAUUUAACUUUUUUUCUUUUUUUUUUAAACUCCUUUUGCAAAUAUUUUACUGCAUGUCUAUACGUUAAAUGCAUCAUCAGUUUGACAUCUUGAAUGUUUUCUUAAUGGGUAGCAUCAAUUACAUUUCUCCUUGUACUGCAAUUGAAGUGUAAAGAAAAAAUGCUUUUAUUCAAUUCUUUGUGCAUUUCAACUGCUUUUCUGACGUUACAUACAACUAUAAAUCUGCCAGAUUAAAGUUGAAUAUCCAUUCAUCCAUUUUCUACUGCUUUUUCGGGGUCGUAUAUAAUAAACGAUAAAAGGUCAUGAGCGACAGCAAUUUUGUUUCAUUUUUUUUGUUGAAGGGACAGUGAUGACAUUUGUUCCUAAGGAGAAAACGAGAAACUAGACGGUGGCAUGGAAGUAAAUGUUAAGACAAAAUAAUAAAGACUGACUCUUAAUUGUG